GAGUGAAAUGCCGAGACGGCGGUGCGACCUCUCAUAUCGGAGCACACCUUCUACAUCGGUGAAGCUGAACGCUCGAGUUGACAAAAUCUCAAUCUGAAAGAACUCAUCCGUACUCUGCAUGCGUAGCAGUCAGUAUGGAAGAUACUGGGCAGCCAUCAAUGGAGACUAACGGCGCAAAUGGCAGCGGGCGGGCGCCCGUCACUGAGGCAGGCGGCGGACCCGACGCCCAGGACGGUCUUCGGAGGCCCGUGACGGCAGGACUUGAGCAGUCAGCUUGGACGCAACAAGAAAAACGAGUUAUUAAAUCUACUCGGUACAGGCAGCUUUGCGAGCUCGGUGGAUCCGCCUCGUUUGAGCCUGCUUGCCUGGAGCGGCAAAUAGUUGCGGCGGUUGCUCCUGACAGAGAGCUUCCCGCGGUGGUUGGGCGGAUUCAUGAAAUAUACGAUGAAAUUCGGCGCAACAAAAAGGAUAUGAUAGACGGUGUUCCAGCACUGCGCGCGGUGAAGCAAAAGUGCACGAAUACAAACUGCGACAAUGAUGACCCGAAUGAUUUCAUUCCAAGCCGAGGGGGGGCCGUCGCUUGCAUGCGGUGCGGGGACUGUCAGUCAGACUACGUGAUCCAUGAGGGCGAGAUGUACCGGAAUUUCGCGGGAGAGGAGGAUCGCUCGCAUCACGGUCCUGCUUUGAACCCUCUUUACUCGGCGUCAUACAACCUGGGCACGCAAUUUACGGGUCUGCGCGGUCAGAAACGCAACACAGGUCGGGAGACCGAUUUCAGUGUCAGCAACAUCGGGCGGGACGGGGCGGCGGUGGGGGGGACGAUGGCUACACGUGUGGAGUACAAGGACGAUCAGAAAU
Nannochloropsis gaditana CCMP526 is the source of this 858-nucleotide messenger RNA. RefSeq names its product c2h2 zinc finger protein. The record is from RefSeq and is a predicted model, not a curated record. The annotation marks the transcript as partial. The transcript has a single exon.